Molecule: messenger RNA, 1748 nt
Organism: Caenorhabditis elegans
Lineage: Eukaryota; Metazoa; Nematoda; Chromadorea; Rhabditida; Rhabditidae
Gene: pax-2
Product: Paired box protein 2 homolog
Exons: 8
Coding region: 1-1056 (351 amino acids)
Biological process (GO): regulation of DNA-templated transcription
Cellular component (GO): nucleus; chromosome
Molecular function (GO): DNA binding
Source: RefSeq, marked reviewed
AUGUUUACUAAAACAUUUUCUAAUAAUUAUAUGACGUCAUCACAAUCUGCUUACUGUAACUUGCAACAAUAUCAUGACAGUCGUGUAUGUCUAUUGAAAUGUUGUCGAGUUCAAAAAGUGGAUCCAUAUUUUCCACGCAUUGCUCUAAACUCUGCCACUUCAUAUCCAACGGUCUCCGGUACAGUAUCACUUCCAAAAGCUGAAACAGUUGAGCCAGAUUUAUGGAUAAAAUCGUUUAAAGGAAAUGAAGAUCCCCUACUGUCAGAUGGUUCCCACACGGGCGUUAAUCAGUUGGGCGGUGUAUUCGUCAACGGGCGGCCUCUUCCUGACACAAUUCGUGCUCAAAUAGUCGAAAUGUCACAACAUGGUACACGGCCGUGUGACAUAUCGAGACAGUUGAAAGUCUCCCAUGGAUGCGUUUCAAAAAUCCUCGGUCGAUAUUAUUCAACAGGAUCUGUCAGACCAGGAGUAAUUGGAGGCUCAAAGCCAAAAGUUGCCACUCCACGAGUCGUGGAAUGUAUUGCUGGAUAUAAAAGAGCAAAUCCGACAAUGUUCGCAUGGGAAAUACGACAGAAAUUGAUUGAGGACCAAAUUUGCGGAGAAGAAAAUGUGCCAUCAGUGUCUUCAAUUAAUCGAAUUGUACGGAAUAAGUCAUUUAUGGCUCAACUUGCGACACCAACAUCCGUGACGCCGUCAGUUGCUAGGCCAUCAUCUGCCACGUCACAGAAUCAACGGAGCCCACCGAGAGGAGUACAACAACAUAUGCAACAAUCUACAUCUGUACAACAACUACAACAAUUCCAAUUGACUUCUGCAGCAACAGUAAACUCACUGAUUUCUCGGCCGGCUUUUGCCAUUCCAGGAACGACACAUUCAAUAAACGGUCUUCUCGGAACAUUUCCACAUUCGUCCCUGUUGGACGAUAAAUUCACUAAUUUGUCGACUCACUCCGCUGAUAUGUCCCUUGUCUAUCCUACUGGACUUGUCGGAGAACACGACUGGGCAAUGAGAACUCCAAUGGUCAUUUUACCACAAAACUAUUGUGGACAAUUGUAGAAACGAAAGUGAGCUUUAUUGAGAAUCCAAUAUCUUUUUUUGCUAAAUACUUCAAUUAUUUCCUGUACUUUGAAAUGAAACCUAUUUCAUUUGAGAGAGCACUUUCUAAAUAAAUCACUUUAAAAAAUUUCCGAAAAAAAAAGUUUAUUGAAAAGAUCUGAGAGAAAAAAAAAAGAUCAGAGAGAAAAAUGUAUCCUAAUAAAAUCACCAUUAAACCUGAAAAGACUCUGAUAGUGAGUCAUUUUUUAAAUAACUGAUUUUGGUGAAAAAUGGCUUGAAAGCAAUUUCCAAUCUACUUUUCUUUGUUCAAAGUGUGCAGCUAAACUAAAUACUUGAAGUGACCUAUUUAGAAUGUAUAAUUUCCAAUAAAAUAGAUUUCAUUUCAAAGUCCAGUAAUAAAUUGAAACACUUCAUUUUAAGAAAUUAUUUGAAAUUGUGAUAUUUCAAAACAAAAAUUCUUGUCGAUAUAUAAUCUCAAUAAAGUACACUUUUUAGUUUUUUAAACUCCAGCAACUCGCCAUUUCUCUGUGAUUUUUUCUCCGAAAAUUCCAUAAUUUUCUGUAAAUUAUACAUUCAAUCGAAUUUCUAUUUAAAUACGCUAUUCUAUGCAUAAGUUUUCUUCUUUUGGAUAUUUUUGUGAUGUCUUUUUUGUAAAUAUAUACAUUAACACUUAAUUCCAACUCUCAUUAAAC